GAUUAGCGGAUGAAUCUGCAGGUCCUUCCGCUCCCACAAGCUGUCUGGAUCCGAGAGGCUGAGCGUCAGGUCCCCCCCGAGGCCUGGGUGUCCUCAAUGCCACAUUCUUCUCUGUCCCCAGCCAACACCUAUGAGGUCCAGGUCAUCACAGGGAACGUGCCCAAAGCUGGCACCGAUGCCAACGUCUACCUGACCAUCUACGGGGAGGAGUACGGGGACACAGGCGAGCGGCCCCUGAAGAGGUCGGACAAGUUCAACAAGUUUGAGCAGGGACAGACAGAUACCUUCACCGUCUAUGCUAUUGACCUGGGCGCCCUGACCAAGAUUCGGAUUCGCCACGACAACUCAGGCAACAGACCAGGCUGGUUCCUGGACAGAGUAGACAUCACCGACAUGAACAACGAGAUCACGUACUACUUUCCAUGCCAGCGCUGGCUGGCAGUGGAGGAGGAUGAUGGCCAGCUGUCCCGGGAGCUGUUGCCAGUGGAUGAGUCCUAUGUGCUGCCCCCGAGCGAGGAUGAGGAGGGCGGGGGAGGUGGUGACAGCCACCCCCUGGACAGCCUGGCCCUGGAGCAGAAAGACAAAUCCACCACAUUCUCAGUGACCGUAAAGACCGGGGACAAGAAGAACGCAGGCACAGAUGCCAAUGUCUUCAUCACUCUCUUUGGCACACAAGACAAUACCGGAAUGACCCUCCUGAAAUCCUCCAAGACCAACAGCGACAAGUUUGAGAGGGACAGCAUCGAAAUCUUCACCGUGGAGACGCUGGACCUGGGAGAUCUGUGGAAAGUCAGGAUUGGCCAUGACAACACAGGCAAGGCUCCAGGCUGGUUUGUGGACUGGGUAGAGGUGGACGCCCCGUCUCUUGGCAAGUGCAUGACGUUCCCCUGUGGCCGCUGGCUGGCCAAGAAUGAAGAUGACGGCGCCAUCAUCAGGGACCUCUUCCACGCGGAGCUUCAGACGAGGCUGUACACGCCGUUUGUCCCUUAUGAGAUCAUCCUCUACACCAGCGACGUCUUUGCCGCCGGGACAGACUCCAACAUCUUCAUUGUCAUCUAUGGCUGCGAUGCUGUGUGCACCCAGCAGAAGUACCUGUGCACCAACAAGAGGGAGCAGAAGCUGUUCUUUGAGAGGAAGUCGGCCUCCCGCUUCAUUAUGGAGUUAGAAGAUGUAGGGGAAAUCAUUGAGAAGAUUCGGAUUGGCCAUGACAACACAGGCGUAAAUCCUGGGUGGCACUGCUCCCACGUGGACAUCCGCAGGCUCCUCCCAGAUAAAGAUGGCACGGAGACCUUGACGUUCCCUUGUGAUCGAUGGCUCGCCACGUCGGAGGAUGACAAGAAGACCAUUCGUGAACUGGUUCCCUAUGACAUCUUCACUGAGAAAUACAUGCGAGACGGGUCCUUGAGGCAGGUGUACAAGGAAGUGGAGGAACCUCUGGACAUUGUGCUGUACUCAGUGCAGAUCUUCACAGGAAACAUUCCUGGGGCAGGGACGGAUGCUAAGGUCUACAUCACCAUCUUUGGAGAUCUGGGGGACACCGGGGAGCGGUACCUUGGCAAGUCAGAGAACCGCACCAACAAGUUCGAGAAAGGAACGGCUGACACCUUCAUCAUUGAGGCUGCUGACCUGGGUGUCAUCUACAAGAUCAAGCUCCGCCAUGACAACUCCAAGUGGUUCGCAGACUGGUACGUGGAGAAGGUGGAGAUCUGGAACGACACCAAUGAGGACGAGUUCUUGUUCCUGUGCGGCCGCUGGCUAUCCCUGAAGAAGGAAGACGGGCGGCUUGAGAGGCUCUUUUAUGAAAAGGAGUACACCGGGGACCGAAGCAGCAACUGCAGCAGCCCAGCUGACUUCUGGGAGAUUGCCCUGAGCUCCAAGAUGGCAGACGUUGACAUCGCCACAGUGACGGGGCCCAUGGCCGACUACGUGCAGGAGGGCCCAGUGAUUCCCUACUAUGUGUCUGUCACCACCGGGAAGCACAAGGACGCAGCCACUGACAGCCGAGCCUUCAUCCUCCUCAUCGGGGAGGAUGAUGAGCGCAGCAACCGCAUCUGGCUGGACUUCCCCCGGGGGAAGAGGGGCUUCAGCUGCAGCUCCGUGGAGGAGUUCUAUGUUGCAGGCCUGGAUGUGGGCAUCAUCAAGAAAAUAGAGCUGGGCCACGACGGGGCCUCCCCGGAGAGCUGCUGGCUGGUGGAUGAGCUGUGUUUGGCCGUGCCCACCCAGGGCACCAAGUACACAUUGCGCUGCAACUGCUGGCUUGCCAAGGACCGCGGCGAUGGUGUCACUUCCCGCGUCUUCGACCUCCUGGAUGCCAUGGUGGUGAACAUCGGGGUGAAGGUGCUCUAUGAGAUGACAGUGUGGACGGGUGAUGUGUUUGGCGGUGGCACUGAUUCCAACAUCUUCAUGACCCUCUAUGGCAUCAAUGGCAGCACAGAGGAAGUGCAGUUGGACAAAAAGAAGGCCAGAUUUGAGCGGGAGCAGAAUGAUACCUUCAUCAUGGAGAUCCUAGACAUUGCUCCGUUCACCAAGAUGCGGAUCCGAAUUGAUGGCCUGGGCAGCCGGCCCGAGUGGUUCCUGGAGAGGAUCCUACUGAAGAACAUGAAUACUGGAGACCUGACCAUGUUCUACUAUGGAGACUGGCUGUCCCAGCGGAAGGGCAAGAAGACCCUUGUGUGUGAAAUGUGUGCUGUCAUCGAUGGGGAGGAGAUGAUGGAGUGGACCUCCUACACUGUCUCAGUUAAGACCAGUGACAUCCUGGGAGCAGGCACCGAUGCCAAUGUGUUCAUCAUCAUCUUCGGGGAGAAUGGGGACAGCGGGACCCUGGCCCUGAAACAGUCAGCCAAUUGGAACAAAUUUGAGCGGAACAACACAGACACAUUCAACUUCUCUGACAUGCUGAGCCUGGGCCACCUCUGCAAGCUGAGGGUCUGGCAUGACAACAAAGGGAUCUUUCCUGGCUGGCACGUGAGCUACAUCGAUGUGAAGGACAACUCGCGUGAUGAGACCUUCCGCUUCCAGUGUGAUUGCUGGCUCUCCAGGAGUGAGGGCGACAGGCAGACACUCCGUGACUUUGCCUGCGCCAACAACGAGAUCCGUGAUGAGCUGGAAGAGACCACCUACGAGAUCGUCAUAGAAACGGGCAACGGAGGCGAAACCAGGGAGAACGUCUGGCUCAUCCUGGAGGGCAGGAAGAACCGAUCCAAAGAGUUCCUUGUGGAAAAUUCUUCCCGACAGCGGGCCUUUAGGAAGGGGACCACGGACACAUUUGAGUUUGACAGCGUCUACUUGGGGGACAUUGCCUCCCUCUGCGUGGGCCAUCUUGCCAGGGAGGACCGAUUCAUCCCCAAGAGAGAGCUGGUCUGGCAUGUCAAGACCAUCACCAUCACCGAGAUGGAGUACGGCAACGUGUACUUCUUCAACUGUGACUGCCUCAUCCCCCUCAAGAGGAAGAGGAAGUACUUCAAGGUGUUCGAGGUCACCAAGACAACGGAGAGCUUUGCCAGCAAGGUCCAGAGCCUGGUGCCGGUCAAGUACGAGGUCAUUGUGACGACGGGCUACGAGCCAGGUGCAGGCACUGACGCCAAUGUCUUCGUGACCAUCUUUGGGGCCAACGGGGACACAGGCAAGCGGGAGCUGAAGCAGAAAAUGCGUAACCUCUUCGAGCGAGGCAGCGCCGACCGCUUCUUCCUGGAGACACUGGAGCUGGGCGAGCUGCGCAAGGUGCGGGUGGAGCACGACAGCAGUGGCUACUACUCGGGCUGGCUGGUGGAGAAGGUGGAAGUCACCAACACCAGCACCGGAGUGGCCACCAUCUUCAACUGCGGCCGGUGGCUGGACAAGAAGCGGGGGGAUGGGCUCACCUGGAGAGACCUCUUCCCUUCCGUCUGAGGGGCUGGAGGCUCUGCGUCCCACUGUGUCGCCGAGAUGCUCCUGACUGCACCUCCCUGCCUGUCUUCCACCUUGGCUUUCAGCAGGCCUUUACCAGAGCCUCCCGGAGAUGGGACCAAGGCCCAGAUGGGUGGCAUGUGUGGCAUGGUUCUCGAGAGGCCACUGCAGGGGACUACUUGUGGAGGCCUGCCCCUCCUCAGUCCCCUGGACCUACAGGAAUCAAUCAACGUGUGUCAGAAUCCGUGGCUGCACAAAAAUAACCUUUUGCAUUUUCUUUUCCAAUAACAGCGGUGGCCAGGCUGAGACUUGCUGCCGAGUGUAGAUGGGAAAUUGGGGCUUCACCCAGGGGAAAGAAGUGGGGAAGCGGAGGCCAUCCAGAGGGUGUGUUUUAAGAGAAAACUAAUUAACACGUUUUUCCCAAAAAAAGCCUGGCUAAUUAAAUUAUUACUGACCACCCCCACAAAGGACUCAUCUUGGCAUCUGCUCACUAAGAAAUGCAUCUUUUCCCCCAGUUUUAAUAAAUCCAGUGGCAAACAGAGAAAA
Suricata suricatta (meerkat) is the source of this 4431-nucleotide messenger RNA. RefSeq names its product lipoxygenase homology domain-containing protein 1. Bases 10 to 3888 code for a protein of 1292 amino acids. The record is from RefSeq and is a predicted model, not a curated record. The transcript is spliced from 22 exons. Lineage: Eukaryota; Metazoa; Chordata; Mammalia; Carnivora; Herpestidae. Gene Ontology annotation, molecular function: protein binding.